Messenger RNA from Macadamia integrifolia, 650 nucleotides. Its product is annotated as ubiquitin-like protein 5. Gene Ontology annotation, biological process: mRNA splicing, via spliceosome; protein modification process. Gene Ontology annotation, molecular function: protein binding; protein tag activity. Bases 115 to 336 code for a protein of 73 amino acids. Lineage: Eukaryota; Viridiplantae; Streptophyta; Magnoliopsida; Proteales; Proteaceae. The transcript is spliced from 2 exons. The record is from RefSeq and is a predicted model, not a curated record. Gene Ontology annotation, cellular component: cytoplasm; nucleus.
AGAAGUCCCUAGGCGGCUACUUGCGAAUUGCGAUUCUCGAUUGCUUGCUUUUCAAGGUGAAGUGCAGAGGAGAAACCGAGAGAGAGAGAGAGGCGAAGGGAGAAGCAGGGAAAGAUGAUUGAAGUGGUGCUCAACGAUCGUCUGGGAAAGAAAGUUAGAGUGAAGUGCAACGAUGAUGAUACCAUCGGAGACUUGAAGAAGCUCGUUGCCGCUCAGACGGGGACGAGAGCCGAGAAGAUUAGGAUUCAGAAGUGGUACAACAUCUAUAAGGAUCACAUCACCCUGAAAGAUUAUGAGAUUCAUGACGGCAUGGGCCUCGAACUCUACUACAAUUAAAAUUUUCUGUCCAAUCAAGGUGCUUGAUGGAGAUUGCCUCUUGGUCCAGAGGAGCGAAAAGGAAAAUACAUGUUCAGCACUGAAAAGCAGUGGUUUAUUUUCAUGGGGUCUAUGAUAUGUAAUAUAAUGCAGACAUUGUUACGGUUGUUUGCCUUCUGACUUCCUAGUAAGGAAACUUGAAAUGAAUUUAGAAUUGUUUCCUACCCUAUUUGGAGUUCUCUUCUUGCUUAUUUCGGUUUGCAGUGGGGCCUUCUCCAUCUGAUGGUUGUCUAAAACUUCAAUUAUAUAUAUGAUGGAUACAUAUUAUAGUUUAA